AGUCCUACCAUCGUGAGACGCUGCUGUGAUGGUUCACUGAUACAAAUCGAGCAAAACAGAACCAGGAUGUGGGCCUUUAUAUUUUUGUGUAUCAUGGGACUAAACAUCCAUCAGGCUACUGGAAAAGAAAACUCAACACAAAUGCAUUAUGCCAAACUGACAAUAGAGGAAACGUCAAUCGACAACAUAACUCAGAUACUGAAAUCUUUCACGGUUAACGAAAACCUGCAAGUUGAUGACCCUAAAAUGACAACAACCUGUCAGAAUGUCUCGGCCGACACAGUGUGCACAUGCGCGUCAGGCCACAGAUGGAGUGAUAAAGUUUGUCAAUCUGAUAAGAAAUGUUGUGGCAACGAGAAAUGUACCUUCCCCCAAAACUCAGCUCACAUGUGUGUUUCAAACACCACAGUCACUAUAACAGGAUCUGUCACUAUGAAUGGAACGUCUCAUGAAGGUUGUCUGGCAGAAGAAACCACUGUGAAGUUUAAGAAUUGUAGUAGCAACUUGUUAGAAAAGAUGAAAAAAGUGUACAGCACUUUGAAGGGAUUUGAUGUCUUAAAAAUUAUCACAUUCAGCAUCGGAAGCAUCAUCGUAGAUUUUGAAAUGACCAUUGUUUCCAGCAUCGAGCCACAAAAUCUGAUUGAGAAAUCAUUAAAACUGACCGAUAUUCUGGAAGCCUCCCUAAAUCUGGAAACGACAGGUGUUGUCCUUUUAGAGAUGCCAAAUAACCCUGUGAAUUACAGCUCCAAGCACCAGCUCACAUGCAAAUCAGCGUCAGUUCUGAACGAAACUCCAGUGUGGCAGCUGAAAAAACAUGAAAAAAUCCAUGUCAUAAAUAAUGGCACAGAAUCAGAGGUGAAAUCAGAAGCACACAAAACCAGUCUCACUCUCAAAAACAUAACAGACAUCUGGGCAGGAGAGUACAAAUGUACCUAUCAUCAACGUUUAGGAUCAUGCACCGUGGCUCACAGUGCCAGUGCUGUAAUGAGUGUAUCCCUCCUGCCAAACAUUGUCAUCACCACGGUUCCAGAAUUUCCAUUCUGUGUAAAAAAGGAUCAUGUGCUAGUAAAAGCCACAUGUGAGAUAAUGGCAAGCAAUGAACCUUACAAUGUGACAUGGACAAACGAUAACAUCGAUGCUGGCAUAACUCCAAAACCACAUCGCAAUUCUUCUGAAGGAACUUUUGUUUAUGAAGCUGAGACAUUGGUUGCCUGCAAGGCAUCCAACCAGAUUGCGCAAGUAACUUGCACAUUUCAGAACAGGGGUUAUCAAAAGAGAAAUGCUUCGGUUGAAAUCAAUGUCAUACGCGAUCAUGAUAAAUUCUGUGAAGCUCAAGGUGAUUGGAAAGUUACCAAAGCUGGAUUUACAGCAGUGUUACAAUGCAAGAAUGCAGUUGGACAAAGACGAAGGGAAUGCAAUAAAAACACUACAUGGAAAGAGGAAGAAUCAGUGUGUGUGAACCCGGAAGUGAAUAGUGUGCUCCAAAGUGCAGCUAUUGUUAACAUUGGACUCGGCUCAGUAGAAGAAAAUGUUGCAAUAGUAUUUUCCCGCCUCGACAACAUCACUAAUAAAACAAACACUAUCAACACUUUCGCCAAUAUGAAAACAUCAGUUGAUGUACUCAUGACCUUGAGUCAAAAGCUAACCAACAUAGACAAUAAAUCAACGGUUGAUGACCUUCUGGACUCAUCCAGCAAUUUGCUGGAGAAGUCUCUUGAAAACUCUUGGACAGGAAAAAACAACAAAGGCAGUUUUUCAGUGGCAGAGACGUAUCUGAGUUCUGUUGAAAAAUUAAUUGAGAUUACAAAUAUAACAGGCAGCAGCAAAAAAACAAAUAUAGAGGUAGACAAGUGCGAGAAGGAACAGGGAUCGAAAUGUAGUAACACUGUGUUCAACGUAACAGUCAAUCUUGAUGGUUCAGCCAAUGGUAGUGUAAAAACAGCUGGAUUCCUACAACUGCAGAAUUAUUUGCCCCACAAAGAUGAGAAGACCGUGAUCAACAGCAUUGUUGUGUCAACAACUGUUGAAAACAUAACACAGAAUAAAGUUUCGGUUGAUAUUAUCUUCCCAUUGCUCAGUCAGAGGCGUCGCCAUGUUAAGAUGCAGUGUGUCUCGUGGGACAACAUCACCAGACAGUGGUCAGAUAAGGGAUGCAAAUGGCAGGGUGCUCAUGACGAGGGACACUGCAUUUGCGAACAUUUGUCCUCAUUUGCUAUUCUAAUGUCUAAGGAGCCGUUGGAGAUCCCUGGGAUGAAUGAGAUAACCUUGGUCGGGCUGUCUAUAUCAGUCAUGUCUCUAAUUAUUAGUCUUGUGAUACAAGUGAUCGUUUGGAAUGGUGUAGUUAAAUCAAACGCUUUAUAUUUACGCCACAUUGCCCACGUAAACAUUUCUCUAUGCUUGCUAGUCGGAGAUUGCUGUUUUUUAGCAUCUUAUAAACCGGAAGUUCUUUCAAAAAUUUGGUGUAAGACUGUUGUGGUGUUGAAGCAUUUCUGUUACUUGUCCAUGUUCUUUUGGAUGUUGUGUCUGAGCUGCACGCUUCUUCAUCAAACAGUUUUCAUAUUUCACAAGGUGAGCAAGAAAAACUACCUGAAGUUCUCGUUAAUCCUGGGCUAUGCAUGCCCUUUUCUUAUUGUUACUAUCACAUUUCUUACCAACAACGGUGCUGAAGGCGCAUACUUCUCCACUGAGACCUGUUGGCUGGUUUAUAUCAGACUUUUACAAGGGUCCAUCCAUACAUUUCUCAUUCCAAUUGGUAUAAUUAUUUUCAUCAAUGUGUUCGCCAUGCUGGUGGUAAUCAUGAAGCUUUUGGAUCAAAGUCCGAACAGAGCAAUAUCUAAUGAAAAAGAAAAAACAGCUGCCAAAACUGUCGUGAGGACAGUUAUUCUUCUGACUCCAAUCUUCGGUGUCACUUGGAUUUUUGGAUUUGGUGUAAUGCUGCUUGAUCUCUCAUCUGGAUACAUAGCGUUUGCAGUCAAUUAUGCCUUCACCCUAAUGAACGCAUUCCAGGGGCUUUUCAUUUUGUUAACCACAUGCCUGGGGGACAAACAGAUCCGUGACACACUGCUGAGUAAUUUCAAGAAAACUGUGACAGCAUCCAUCAGUGACACCUCCACAAAGUUAGACUUGAUACGGAAGAAGUGAAAAUUGUCUGUGUUGUAUGUGUACUCAAAUCACAAC
Molecule: messenger RNA, 3177 nt
Organism: Seriola dumerili (greater amberjack)
Lineage: Eukaryota; Metazoa; Chordata; Actinopteri; Carangiformes; Carangidae
Gene: adgrf3a
Product: adhesion G protein-coupled receptor F5-like
Exons: 18
Coding region: 67-3141 (1024 amino acids)
Biological process (GO): G protein-coupled receptor signaling pathway; cell surface receptor signaling pathway
Cellular component (GO): membrane
Molecular function (GO): G protein-coupled receptor activity
Source: RefSeq, a predicted model, not a curated record